AUGCCACGGAUCAUGAUCAAAGGAGGCGUGUGGCGGAACACGGAGGAUGAGAUCCUCAAGGCGGCGGUGAUGAAAUAUGGGAAAAAUCAAUGGUCUCGUAUUGCGUCUCUUCUGCAUCGCAAGUCUGCCAAACAGUGUAAAGCCAGAUGGUACGAGUGGCUGGACCCCAGCAUCAAGAAAACAGAAUGGUCAAGAGAAGAGGAAGAAAAGCUGCUGCAUUUGGCCAAGCUGAUGCCCACUCAGUGGAGGACCAUCGCCCCCAUCAUCGGACGCACAGCCGCUCAAUGUUUGGAGCACUAUGAAUAUCUGCUAGACAAAGCUGCACAGAGAGAUAAUGAAGAGGAAGUAGGCGAUGACCCACGGAAAUUAAAACCUGGUGAAAUUGACCCCAAUCCUGAAACAAAACCUGCCAGACCAGAUCCAGUGGAUAUGGAUGAAGAUGAGUUGGAGAUGCUCUCUGAAGCCCGUGCUCGUCUGGCCAACACUCAGGGUAAAAAGGCAAAACGUAAGGCCAGAGAGAAGCAGCUAGAAGAGGCUCGGCGGCUGGCUGCUCUGCAGAAACGCAGGGAGUUGAGAGCUGCAGGAAUUCGAAUUAACAAAAAGAGGAAGAAGAAGAGGGGUGUGGACUACAACGCAGAGAUUCCUUUUGAGAAAAAGCCUGCUUCGGGCUUCUACGACACCAGUAUGGAAAACUUUGAGGCCAUGGAGCCAGACUUCAAGCGUCUUCGACAGCAGCACUUGGAUGGAGAACUGCGCAACGAUAGAGAGGAGCGCGACAGAAAGAAGGAUAAACAGAAGAUAAAGAAGAAGAAGGAGAGUGACCUUCCCUCAGCCAUCCUUCAGACCAGUGGAGUGGCAGAAUUCACCAAAAAACGUUCCAAACUAGUUUUACCUGCGCCACAGAUUAGUGACGCGGAGCUGGAGGAGGUGGUGAAGAUGGGCGUGGCGAGUGAAGUGGCUCGUCAGGCAGCGGAGGAGAUUGACGGUGGUAAUGCAGCAUCGUCCGCUCUGCUGUCGGAGUACAGUGUGACCAACGCUGUCGGCACUGGGCUUCGGACACCCAGGACCCCUGUUGUACAAGACCGCAUACUGCAGGAAGCUCAGAACCUGAUGGCUUUGACCAACAUCGACACGCCUCUGAAAGGAGGUCUCAACACCCCUCUGCACGAGAGUGACUUCAGUGGAGUGACCCCCCAGAGGCAGACAGUCCAGACCCCCAACACAGUGCUCAGCACGCCCUUCAGAACUCCAGGACCAGGCCAGGGGGCCGAGGGAAUGACCCCUCAACCUGGAGGAGCACUAACCCCCCGCGGUGCGGUCACCCCAGGUCUAACUCCUGGACGCACGCCUCUCAGAGACAAACUGAACAUUAACAGCGAGGAGCAGCUGUCGGACCCAGCCUUCACCAAACAUGCUCAAAGGGAAACCCUGCAACAGUUGAGACAAGGUCUGAUGUCACUUCCUCUUCCAAAAAAUGACUUUGAGAUUGUUCUUCCUGAAAAUGCUGAGAAAGAGAUGGAGGAUGCUGAAACGGAGACUGGCUUUGUUGAGGAUUCAGCCGAUGUGGAAGCGUGCAAACAGGCUCUCAGAGAAGCCGAGCGGCAGAAGGAGCUGAAGCUGCGGCACACCUCUGUGCAGAGGGACCUCCCAAGACCCACAGAGGUAAAUGAGACCGUCCUACGUCCUCCUUCUAUGGAGCCUCUCUCAGAUCUGCAACUGGCCGAAGAGCUCAUCAAACAGGAAAUGAUUACUAUGUUACACUACGACUGUCUGCAUCACCCUGGAGCCAGUACAGCCAGCCAAUUACAGCGCAGCAAAGGCAAAGGUCCCACCUCUACAUCCAACAAUGCUUCUCACAUUACUUAUUUGGAAAAUCACCAGUAUAAACCACUUAGUCCAGAGGACAAGGAACAGGCCAAAGCUCUUCUUGCCUCUGAAAUGGAGGUGGUGAAAGUGGGAAUGGGCCAUGGUGACCUCAGUAUGGAAGCAUACAGCCAGGUCUGGGAAGAGUGCUAUGGACAGGUGCUGUACCUUCCAGCUCAAAACAGGUUCACCCGAGCUAACCUGGCUUCUAAGAAAGAUCGAGUUGAGAGCUUAGAGAAAAGGCUAGAGGUGAAUCGUGGUCACAUGACUGCAGAGGCUCGCCGAGCGGCUAAACUGGAAAAGAAACUCAAAAUCCUUUUGGGAGGAUUCCAGUCCCGAGCAUUAGGACUCCUCAAGCAGCACAACGACUUAUGGGAACAGGUGGAGCAAGCAGCCACAGAGCUUCAAACAUUCACUCAGCUCAAAACACAAGAAGAUACAGCCAUCCCUCGGAGACUGGAGGCACUGCGAGAAGAUGUGGAAAGGCAGAUGGAGCGUGAAAAAGAACUGCAGCAGAGAUAUGGAGAGCUAGUAUUAGAGCGGGAAGCUAUUCUGAACAGUGCCCAAAAGUACUGA
Messenger RNA from Knipowitschia caucasica, 2439 nucleotides. Lineage: Eukaryota; Metazoa; Chordata; Actinopteri; Gobiiformes; Gobiidae. The record is from the annotation of a GenBank genome assembly.